Cricetulus griseus (Chinese hamster) is the source of this 3334-nucleotide messenger RNA. NCBI's taxonomy places the organism in Eukaryota, Metazoa, Chordata, Mammalia, Rodentia, Cricetidae. The record is from RefSeq and is a predicted model, not a curated record.
UUGUAAUCAUUACUUGUUAGUAUGCAGCAGAAUAAUAACUGGGGUGUGUGAACCUCGAGGCUCAGUUGUUAAGAGGUCUCUUUGGGAAUCUGUCAACCCUACAACUUCUCCCUUUAAAUGAGCAACCAUAAUUUUUUUUUUCCCACAGACAGAACCAACCAGUUUGUAGCUUUUCUCCUUGAAGGGAAAAGACCCUUACAAUUCUGCUAUAAGAAAUGAAUAGUUUUUAUAUGGGGGUGGUCUGCACAGAUACAGUUCAGCCUUGACAAAAGUCUGCUUCUAAUGCUGAAUAAUAAAAGAGGAAACCUCUGCUUUGCAUUAUUUAGCAAGUUUUCCUUUCUCUUCUCUACCUGACAGGAAGAAGAAAAAGAAGACACCCUCAGCCUGUGAACACUGCGAAGACAAUCUGGACUAGCAGUAUCCACUGUGUUGCUUGCUGCCUGACACCUUCUGCCUGGCAUCUGAAACGAACCUUGCUCAUCAAUCGUUGAUUUUGGACUAGAGCCAGGCAUUCUGGAUUCUGUUGACUUGUGGCUGAAGAGAGAGAUUGGUCUUGCUUGUCAUCACCAACGUAUGAACCAGUGUGAUGGUGAAAUGAGAUGAGGCUCCGAAAUGGAACUGUAGCCACUGUGUUAGCAUUUGUCACCUCGUUCCUCACUCUGUCCUGGUAUACCACAUGGCAAAAUGGGAAAGAAAAACUAAUUGCUUAUCAACAAGAAUUUCUUGCUUUAAAAGAACGCCUUCGAAUAGCUGAACAUAGGAUAUCUCAGCGCUCUUCUGAGUUGAAUGCCAUUGUCCAACAGUUUCGCCGUGCAGGAGCAGCAACUAACGGAAGUAACACUGCAUUGACUACAUUUUCAGAUAAUACCAUAAAGCUACUAAAGGAAUUGACAAGCAAAAAAUCCCUUCAAGUGCCAAGUAUUUAUUAUCAUUUGCCUCAUUUAUUGCAAAAUGAAGGAAGCCUUCAGCCUGCGGUGCAGAUCGGCAAUGGAAGAACAGGAGUUUCAAUAGUAAUGGGAAUUCCUACCGUGAAGAGAGAAGUUAAAUCUUACCUCAUAGAAACCCUUCAUUCCCUUAUUGAUAAUCUGUAUCCUGAAGAGAAGCUGGACUGCGUUAUAGUUGUCUUCAUAGGAGAGACAGAUCUUGAUUAUGUUCACAGCGUCAUAGCCAACCUGGAGAAAGAAUUUUCUAAAGAAAUUAGUUCUGGCCUGCUGGAAAUAAUCUCCCCUCCUGAAAGCUAUUACCCUGAUUUGACAAACCUGAAGGAGACAUUUGGAGACUCCAAAGAAAGAAUAGGAUGGAGAACCAAGCAAAACCUGGAUUAUUGCUUUCUAAUGAUGUAUGCUCAGGAGAAGGGCAUCUAUUAUAUUCAGCUUGAAGAUGAUAUUAUUGUCAAACAAAACUAUUUUAAUACCAUAAAAAAUUUUGCACUUCAACUCUCUUCUGAAGAAUGGAUGAUUCUAGAGUUUUCCCAGCUUGGAUUCAUUGGAAAGAUGUUUCAGGCGCCAGACCUUACUCUGAUUGUGGAGUUCAUCUUUAUGUUUUAUAAGGAGAAACCCAUUGAUUGGCUCUUGGACCACAUUCUCUGGGUGAAAGUCUGCAACCCUGAAAAAGAUGCUAAGCAUUGUGACAGACAGAAGGCAAAUCUACGAAUUCGCUUCCGACCGUCGCUCUUCCAGCAUGUGGGUCUACAUUCGUCACUGUCGGGGAAAAUCCAGAAACUCACGGAUAAAGAUUACAUGAAACCAUUGGUUCUCAAGAUCCACGUGAACCCGCCCGCAGAGGUCUCCACCUCCCUGAAGGUUUACCAAGGACACACACUGGAGAAGACCUACAUGGGUGAGGACUUCUUCUGGGCCAUCACCCCCACAGCUGGAGACUACAUCUUGUUUAAAUUCGACAAGCCAGUCAAUGUAGAAAGUUAUUUGUUCCAUAGUGGCAAUCAAGAACACCCAGGAGACAUCCUGCUGAACACCACUGUGGAGGUUCUGCCUCUUAAGAGUGACAGUUUGGAAAUCAGCAAAGAAACCAAAGACAAACGAUUAGAAGAUGGCUAUUUCAGAAUAGGAAAAUUUGAGUAUGGUGUUGCAGAGGGAAUCGUGGACCCUGCUCUCAACCCCAUUUCAGCCUUCCGACUUUCAGUUAUUCAGAAUUCUGCUGUCUGGGCCAUUCUUAAUGAGAUUCAUAUAAAAAAAGCCACCAAUUGAUCUUCUAAGAAACCGACACCACAUCCUUUCUUCCUGUGACUCUGUCAAUUAAAGAUAGUUAGUGUGUCCCUUUCUGUCUGGACUUGAACACUACCUCUCGUGAAGCCUACUGUAGAUAAGAUGAUUGUCAUUCCCACCCAGACAGGGGCUCUUCCCAUGGAUGACUGCAUUCAUUUGAAACUAAGCUGUCCUCCAAUUUGAACUUGACACAGACGUUUUACAAUUCUGACAGCCUGGUAAUACGACUGGGACUAUUUUGGUAUUAUACUAAUACAUAAGAGUUGUACAUAUUGUUACAUUCCUUAAAAUUUGAGAAAAACUAAUGUUAAAUACAUUUUGUGAAGGGGGUACUUUUGAAGUUCAUUUAUUUUACUAUUAUAGACCCUCUUUUAUAGACGAUCAGGGAUUAUAUAUAUAAAUAUAUAAAUAUAUAAAUACACAUACAGAUGUUAUGGAGUUAAUUUAUUAGAAACACUUAAGAAGUACAUAUUUUUGUGCAGUAAAUUUUUGAAUCAAUAUCUUUUUUUGAAGAAGCAGUUCCCUGGCUUUUUUAAGUUCUUUCUAUAUUUUUCUUUGGAGAUGCAGACAUUACAGAUCAAUGCCAUUUUUUUUUUUUUUUUUUCCAGUGCACUGCCAUUCCAGAUUGGUUCUAGAUGGGUUUCUUAACUUGAAGUACUUUUAUAAUCACAGCAAUUCUGAACAAAAUAUUUUCAGAGGCAUUUGUCAUUCUUUAAAGCCAAGAGUACUGUGUAUGGUGUGUAGCCACAGAAAACCAAUGUGGUCUUCAAUGUCCAGGUGGGAGGCCCCUGUCCAAGUCUCCACAUACAGAGUCCUUGAGGUUUCCCCUGGUGUGGGUGAUGAGACCCCUUCCCUUGUUAAUCUGUCUUUAAUCACUAGUUAGACACAUCUGUUCUCACUGGUCCUUUUAUACCCAUGUUAGAUUUUAAAGUUCAGACAAUGUUUUCUAGGUAAUGCUGUUGUGUGAAUCAAAUAAUGGGUAUGAUUUUAAAGCCAAAACUGUAAUGUGGGGCUCCAGUCAAAGAUAAUUGUAGUGCUUGUAUGUUUCCACAGAAUGAUUUGCUAUGCUGUAUCAUCAACUUGGAAGUAAAUGCUGUGUCCACAGAGUA